Molecule: messenger RNA, 2165 nt
Organism: Zea mays
Lineage: Eukaryota; Viridiplantae; Streptophyta; Magnoliopsida; Poales; Poaceae
Product: barley mlo defense gene homolog 3
Exons: 16
Coding region: 331-1821 (496 amino acids)
Biological process (GO): defense response
Cellular component (GO): membrane
Source: RefSeq, a predicted model, not a curated record
UACUCGUCACUAACCAUCCCGAGCUGAGGUCGUUCUACCGCAUGCGACGACGACCUCGCCAUACCGACACCGACGAUAGGCGUCCCAACACGCCCGAAACCCGGAAGUCUCGGAUUAAGCCCCUUUGCCCGCUCGGCGGUGAUUUCGGUCAACGGCGAGUCGAUUCGAGCGUUCAAUUGCACCGCCCGUCGAUUAACGCUCCACCACAGCCUCCCCACGGAUCGGUCAACUACUGAGAGGCACAGUUGGGGACUUGGGGCCGAUGCACAACGCCGACGAUGAUCCCCGAGGGCAGUAGCCAGUAGCUAGCUGUAGAGGGAGUUAUCGGCCAUGUCGGAGGAGGCGACGCUGGAGGACACGCCUACGUGGAUCGUGGCGUCCGUGUGCUCCGUCAUCGUCCUCAUCUCCUUCGUCUUCGAGCGCGCGCUCCACCACCUCGGCAAGGCACUGGAGCGCCGGAGGAAGACCCUGUACGAGGCGCUGCUAAAGCUCAAAGAAGAGCUCAUGCUGCUGGGCUUCGUCUCGCUGCUCCUCGUCGUCUCCCAGGACUUGAUACAGAAGAUCUGCAUCGACGACAGCCUCAUGGAGCACUGGAUGCCGUGCCGGGGUGCGAGCGCCACCGCCUCGGCUCAUUACGGUGUCUCCUCCUCCUCCUCCUCCUCCGCGGUCGGUGGCGGGAGGAGGAUGCUCAAAGGCGGCGGGGCAGCUUUCGGGCACUGUUCAAGCAAGGGAAAAGUCCCGUUGCUAUCACUUCACGCCUUGGAGCAGGUACACAUUUUCAUCUUCGUCCUAGCUAUCACGCAAGUCGUUCUCAGCGUCGCCACCGUCCUCCUGGGACUUCUGCAGAUGCGGAUAUGGAUGCACUGGGAGAACACCAUUCAGCAAGAGGGCAGCUCUGCUCCCAAGAUGAUCGCCCGUGUGCAGAAAAUCAGGUUCAUCCAGGACCGGUGUAAGGGGUACGAGAAGGCCGCCUGGGUUAUAAUAUGGCUGCGUUCUUUCUUCAAACAGUUCUACGGAUCAGUGUCCAACGACGACUACAUUGCGAUGAGACUCGGUUUCGUCAUGGAGCACUUUAGGGGGCACCCCAAGUUCAACUUUUACGACUACAUGAUCAAAGCUCUCGAGAAAGAUUUCAAGCGAGUAGUUAGUAUAAAAUGGUAUUACUGGAUUUUUGUGAUGAUCUUUCUGCUGCUCAAUGUCACCGGGUGGCACUCCUACUUCUGGAUCUCAUUAGUUCCACUGGCUCUGCUGCUUCUGAUUGGGACGAAGCUGGAGCACAUCAUAAACAGGCUGGCCUACGAGGUGGCCUCGAAGCACGCCGCCGGGCAAGGCGAAGGGGGCAUCGUGGUGAGCCCUUCGGACGAGCUGUUCUGGUUCCGCAGCCCACGGCUGGUGCUCGUGCUCAUCCACUUCAUCCUGUUCCAGAACGCGUUCGAGUUCGCGUAUUUCUUCUGGACACUGGCGAUGUUCGGCGCCAACUCCUGCAUCAUGGACAGUCUAGGAUACAGCGUCUCGCGAAUCAUCAUAUGCGUCGUCGUCCAGGUGCUCUGCAGCUACAGCACACUCCCGCUCUACGCCAUCGUGUCCCAUAUGGGGAGUUCGUUCAAGAGCGCUGUGUUCGCGGACGACGUCGCCGACAAUCUCAGAGGGUGGGCCGACGGCGCCCGGAGGCGCGUGCGGAGAUCUGCCACGGGUGUCGACGCCAGUUGCCUGGGUACGCCGGCGGCGGCGGGACGGGGCUGGGAAGGCGCCGCCGGCUGGAGAUUGAUUGCCGGGAGGCCGAGCCGCCCAACUCAGCAGCCUCGGAGCAUCUCCUUCUGAGUUCUGUCUAGUUUCUGAAGAAGGAAUCGAAAGCCGCGCAAUCUGCAGCACGCGUAUGCUGUCGCUGCCCGUCUUCAUUUGGGUAUUAUUGGGUUUGAGUUGACACUGACCAACUGCCGAAUUUUGCGGAAACUUUUAUGGUCAUGCCUCUUGUGCCACUAUUACGACCGUGGCGGUGAGCACGGAGUGUAAUAGAGUAGUAAAGAUAUGUAGCUCGCAUAUAUAUAUAUAUACUGUACCUCCGCCCGUGAUGCUAGCAGUAGCAGCGGCGGAUGGGGCUCUAGCGGCAUUGUUGACCUUGACCAGUUGUCCCCCAGCUACUGCUCAUCGUUUCUGGGACCCAA